This is a messenger RNA of Brienomyrus brachyistius, 4243 nucleotides long. Its product is annotated as gliomedin-like. Lineage: Eukaryota; Metazoa; Chordata; Actinopteri; Osteoglossiformes; Mormyridae. The transcript has 10 exons. Gene Ontology annotation, biological process: signal transduction. Gene Ontology annotation, cellular component: cell surface. The coding region runs from base 1582 to 3132 and encodes 516 amino acids. The record is from RefSeq and is a predicted model, not a curated record.
CACUUUAUUCACCAUUUAUAAGGGACGUUUAAUGUUAAGAAGUCCCUUAUGCAGAAUGUUCAAUCUGGUCUAUUUAAUCUAUAGAUAUAAUGAAUUUGCCCGUUUCAUACUUUUGUCUGUUCCAGGCAUGUUGCCAGACAUGAAGCUGUACUGGGGCACAGGCUCCCCCCCACCCCACCAUCACCGAUAAGAUUCUUGAAAGCUUAGUGUGAGAUUUUACCGGGACUGUCCCCCACUCGUGCAUGAAUUACUAAGGCGCAUCAUAGGCGUCAUUCUUUGACAUACAGCGUCGGACAUUUGCACAGUAUGCGUUAAUGCAUGCAGCCAUCCCUCGUUAAAAGAAAAUGCAGACGUUCGCCGAUUCCUCAAUGCUGAUGACCUACAUCCUCGGGGCAGGUCACCCACAAGGGUCUCGCGCUAAGCGUUAAUUCGAGCGGAGCUGUGUCAAAAUGAUUAGGGAGAUUGGCGCAGAUAUAAAACGGUCUAUUUCGUCUGACCUUUGUUGUUGGAGAGGAACGGUCGCGUUUGGGGAUGUGCACGUACAAACUACUAAAACGAAGCAGAAUUAUGCCUCGCCAUUAAUACGCUCACCUUUCUUUAGACGUCAAUGGCUUGUUGUCACGAAUUACAAAUCUGUUAAAACUAUACCUUACGUCUGCAGUAAUAUUACAGGAAUUCUAUAGGGGUAAAUAUUAUUUGGGGAGAAAACAGUAACGCUGACACGUUUUCUAUGCACACAUACUAGGUGGGGAAAAGACGAGGGAGUUUGAUUGUUAUGAUUAUGCUUACUAUACUUUAUUUAACCACAUUAUGAUUAAAGUCCAUUUCAAGAGUCUGUGAUACAAAAAUGAAUACGCGCGAAAAUCCCGAAGCGAAAAAUGACCAUUAUCAGAUUAUACAGUUUUUUUCCUGAUUCAAAACACUCUUUCAUCGUGAAGCCAUGAUGUGAAAUUAAACAAAUCGCAUAAAAUUCGUGUGCCCGAUUGUGUUUCACGGGCAACUAGAUUAAAUGAAGCCGAACGGUUUGUUCCUAACAUGUACAAUUCCACAAGCCGGCGUUUGAAUUAGAAAAGAUUUGAAUAAAGUACGCGAAAGCUUUAUCACCGGAUACGAGUGCACUGUAUUUUAAAUAUCCUAUUUGUGGAUCCUUCGGGAUUUAAAGCCGCGAAGAGCAUACUCUGUUAUUACGGUAACCUUAAAAAGGCCCGAUGUCAAAUCAUUAAACGGUCAUUUUUAAAUACCACAAGCAAAACCAUUGUUCUGGAAGUAAUUACGAAUCUCGCCCCAAGACCCUGUCCUAUUAUAUGAAUGUGCAUUAUGCAAAAACAGCCCACAUGCCAGUCUGGAGAAUGGGUACCGGGGCAUAUAAAUCAGACGACAGCGAGCCUGAAAGCGCUUUUCCAUCCGAUUAGAAAAACUAUAUAACCGCAAAAUAAGCUUCGAUCUAUCUUUUAAAUGGAUGUCUAUCUUUUCUAUGUUUAAAGUAGAUUUUUCGGGGUAAUAUAAGCGCGUAUUUUUAUUAUAAUAUAUAUAUCACAAGUUUUAUUAUAAUUCUUUUUGCUUAGGUGAGCGAACGAUAAAAUGCCGCCGGGCAGUAAAGAUGAGAAACGUCAUAGUGGUCUGUCAUGGAAGUUACGAGCGCUGCUGCUCGCCAUGUGCGUCCCGAUAGCGGUUCACACCGCUGGGCUGCUUUUCGUGCUCCACCGGAUCACGCGGCUCUCCGGCGAGGUCUCCCGGCUGGACGCGCGGAUGCAGGAGCUCUUGGAGAGGGCGGCGGUGGAGUUUCGCACGGAGGUGACCCGCCAGCGCGGCGGCCAGCGGGCAGAGCGACAUCAGUACUCCCGUGACAAACGGAGCCACGAGCGGCACAUUUCGAGCGGUCUUGACAGUACGGAGAAUCGGGACAUGAUGAUGAUGAUGACUUACUCCAUGGUUCCGGUCAAAGUGCUGGUGGAUCUCUGUAACGGCACACACGGAAUCUGUCUGACAGGCCCCCCUGGAUCGAUGGGACCACGUGGAGCCGACGGGUCGCCCGGACGCGUGGGGCUGCCGGGUCCGAAAGGGGAACCUGGAGCCGAGGGCAGACGUGGGCGGAGAGGGCCCAUGGGUGUGAAGGGAGACCCGGGAGAAAAGGGAGACUCGGGCGAUCACGGGCCUCCAGGAGCGAAGGGAGAGAUGUCAAACGACAUCGUCGUAGAAGGCCCACCGGGUCCGGUCGGUCCACCCGGAGCUCCCGGUCCUGCCGGUCCCCCGGGACCUCCCGGCCCACCCCGAAUCCGGAGCGGCGGGCGCAAGUCGCAACAGGGUCCGUCUCAGUCUGCCCCGAACGAUGACACCCCCUCCGGAAAAGCGGCUCAAAGCGUCACAGAGGCGGCCUUUGGGAAAGCAGAACGCAUCAUUAAAUCCAUAAGCAACCCCAGAGACGUCAGCAAGAUGGCAAGCACCUUCGGGACGUGGAUGCGGGACACGGCGCGGCGAGACGACGAGCGCAUCUGGGUCGCGGAGCAUUUCUCGGGUCGGACGGUGAAGCGGUACGAGAGCGUGGCGGCUCUCCGGAAUGACACUGGCGACCCCGUAGACCUGAAGAAGUAUUUCCAGGGCUGCGGCCACGUCUUGCACGACGGUUCUAUCUACUACCACGUCGCCGGGACCUCCAAAAUUGGCAAGUUUCACGUCGGAAGCCAGACGUUACGCACCCUAACCGUAGAGAAUGCCCUCUACCACAGCCUGACCUACCUCCUUUCCAACUCUAAGACGUACUUCAAGCUAGCGGCGGAUGAGAACGGACUGUGGCUCAUAUUCGCUUCGAGCACCGACGAAAACAUAGCGGUGGCCCGACUGGACGAGAAGAGCCUGUCCGUGGGCACGUCUGCGAACACGUCCUACCCCAGGGCCAAGGCCGGUAACGCUUUUGUAGCUCGCGGCGUGCUGUACGUCACGGAUGCCGAGGACGCCGAGGUGGUCUUUGCCUUCGAUCUGCUGAAAGGGAAGCCGGUGAACGUGAGCCUAGACUUUAGGUCGUCGAGCGGCGUCCUGGCUAUGAUGUCCUACAGUCCAAAGGAUCGGCAGCUGUAUGUGUGGGAUGGCGGCUAUGUGAGAGCGUACGACGUGCAUUUUUUCUCGGACCAAUGAAACCAGUUAGCGAUGCAUGAUUUCCCCAUAAAAGGCUGUAUUAUGAAUGUUAGUCCGAAGUAGAUAAUGAUCACGUCAAUGAUAUUUUACUGUGUAUAUAGAAAUGGUGGGGAGGGCAGGGCAGAGCGGCAUGAUUUUUCCCAUGUAAAGCAUUUGUGAGGCUGUGCCGCACGUUCAGUCCUUUGUACGUAUUUAGAAGCACAGUGGUUAGACUGAACUGCUGUGAGUAUGCCGACCAAAAUGCAGUGAUGUUUUUUUUUUUUUGUCUUUAGUGAAACUUAUCAAGGUACAAUUUCAGUGAGACGUAUGGGAAUGAAAGUAACGCGAUCAGCGUAAAGGCAAGGCAGUCAAUAAUGUGAAAUUGUCCACCGACUGAAUCGUACAGCCUUUGUCGUCUAAAUGAGGGAAAUUGGGCCGAAGCGUCGCGCCACCAAAGGGAAUUGUGGAGAAGUGUGAUUUUACGUCUGUGAAAACGUGUCAGUUUAGCCAUUCCAAAACCUCUCCCACAGGGAACCUUGUAUUUGCAGCGACCCUCCGGGACCGCUAGCGUGCCACGUAACGGAAACCUCACGAAGUCAUUUGAUGAAAUUUAUUUAUUAUGUGAACGGUGACCCCGAGGAGCGAUUUGGCAAGCGAAGCGGCGAUGUAGCCGUCCGACGAGAAAGCAGUAGAUGUGUAUUUGCAUAUAUUCCAAUAUAGAAAUAUAAACGUCUCGUCUGACACCCUAAGACUUUCACAGCUCAUUGGGGAACAUAGACGGUGUCUCCGUACCGCUAUGCUAAUCGCUUUAAUCUUUAUCGCAGACCGCUUAACGUAAACAUCCAUCGUCUUGGGACCAGUGCAUGCCCAUAGCUUUGGCUGGCUGCGCCCAAAAUCAGUUUUUCUGCCGUUCUUCAGACACAUUACAUCCUAACGUGACGUAGUAAUGCUCCUCGGGAGAACUGUAGCAGCGCGAGUUAUCUUUUGGUUUUCUUACCCUUAUCUCGUCUCUCAUAAAAAGAAAGACCUUGGUAAUCGUCGUGGAAAAAGAUGAGGCCGUUGUUUUGUCGAGGAAAUAUUGUUUUGUAUCAUCACCACGAUAAAAAGAAAUCCUACGCUGAGGAUCACAGGG